Hippocampus comes (tiger tail seahorse) is the source of this 557-nucleotide messenger RNA. Its product is annotated as cingulin-like protein 1. The transcript has 3 exons. Gene Ontology annotation, cellular component: bicellular tight junction. Gene Ontology annotation, biological process: protein localization to cell-cell junction. Bases 14 to 556 code for a protein of 180 amino acids. NCBI's taxonomy places the organism in Eukaryota, Metazoa, Chordata, Actinopteri, Syngnathiformes, Syngnathidae. The record is from RefSeq and is a predicted model, not a curated record.
GGAGCGUUCUAAAAUGCAGAUGAAGGACCUCCAGCAGCAGCUCUCCGAGAUGCACGAUGAACUGGACCAAUCCAAGAAGGCAGAAAUGAUAAAUGCGGAGAAAGAAGUCCUUCUGAAGGAUAUGGCCCAGCUGCGUGCAGACUUUCAGGAGAUGCUCUCGGUGAAGGAGGAGCAUGAGGAGCUUCUCCAGCAGCAGGAGAAAGAGCUCAGCGACUUGAAGGGCGCCAUCAAAGAUGAAGUGGAGACCCACGAUAAAUACAUUGCCGCUCUGAAGGAAGAAUACGAAUUUGAACUUCGGCAUCUGCUGAGAGAUUUGGAGAAGACGAGAGAGAGCAACGGUGUGCUGGGCCGAGAAAAAGUGGAGGCGUUGGAGGAGGGCGGUGCAGCCAAGGAGAAGAUGCAGGAGCUGAGUCAGCAAAGAGAUCAACUCAAGGCAAAAGUGCAGGAGCUGGGCAGCAAGGUGGAUCAGCUAAGCCGAGCCGUUCAGGAGUCGAAAGGGUCGGAGAGACUGCAGGAGCAACGAGUGAAGCAGCUCGAGGUUCGUUGGCGGAUUUAAA